Paramormyrops kingsleyae is the source of this 962-nucleotide messenger RNA. RefSeq names its product intraflagellar transport 22 homolog (Chlamydomonas) (gene ift22). The record is from RefSeq and is a predicted model, not a curated record. Lineage: Eukaryota; Metazoa; Chordata; Actinopteri; Osteoglossiformes; Mormyridae.
CCGACAGAGAAGCACUAUCGUGUGUAAGAUGACAGCAAGCGCUACUAUCGAGUUUUGUAUAUUGCUCUAAUGAAGUAUGGUAAACCAACCCUGAUUCAGUGUUAAUUUUUGUUGGUACAAGAGAUAUCUUGAGAAACGCCUGCGGUUUCCCACCACACGAAUCUGCACUAGCGGAGCGCCGUUCGAUUUACCUGGUGGCCGGGCGCCUUGGAGACGGACGAGCGGGCAGGACGCUUCGGCUGAAUUCAGUUUCGUUUUGUUGUUGUGUAAUGUUCACAUCCACAUCGUAGAGUAUAAUCAGCACACUGAUGACAUGUUUAAGGCAAAGAUACUGGUUAUCGGACCAAGUGAGAGCGGCAAGACGGCACUGUCCGACUUUCUGUCGGAUGCCACUGAGACUAUAGGAGGCGAGUACCGGCCGACACAGGGCGUCAGGAUUCUGGAAUUUGAGUCGCAAACUUUGGAUGCCAGUGACAAAAACGCGACCCUCGACGUGGAGCUGUGGGAUUGUGCUGGAGAUUUUAAGUUUGAAUCCUGUUGGCCUGCGCUGAUGAGAGAUUCCAAUGGGGUACUAAUUGUGUUUAAUCCGGACGUGUCCAGCCACCUGAGAGAAAUGGAGACCUGGCAUUCGUCUUUCGUUUCCUCGCAGGGAAUGCAGGAGAGCCAGUGUCUCCUGAUUGCACACCACAAGCCAGGAAGCUCAGCUGACAGGGGACACCCAGCGCUCGCCUCACAUUUAAGCAAACUCUCCAUGAUCCACUCCAACCUGGAGGAGGACCCAGAGCAAAUGAGACAGGCGUUCCGGAGAUACCUGGGAUCCAUAGUGAGGAUGAUGUCGGAAAGCCGUGAGCGUGAGGAGAUGUCAAUCAUCACAUAGCAUCAACGGAGCUAAGCACAAUGGAGACUGGUCCAUACUGUGGCAAACUUCGAUAUUAAAUGUUUCGAUCACUGCUUGUCAAUCA